AUGACAUACGAGGGCGUAAGGGUCUUAAGAAUCGUCACACACGAGUCCUUCAAACCGACAUCUCAGUGUCUGGCAGCUGCUGAUAAAGAUCAUCGCUUAUCUGACCCUGCCGUUCGUGCACGCUAUGAAUCAGAGCUAGUGCGUGAGCUAAACGCGCCUCAACUUGAUAAUGUAGAUGAGCAGUGGGAUCAGAUUAGCCGAGCAAUGCAUUCCGCUGCGAAAGUUGCUUGUGAGUCUGAGCUUCAAGCCCGUUGGAGGCAUUGGAUAUCUCAGGAGUCAGCAGCCCUGAUGGAGAAGAAACGACCAAUCCCAACCCGUCAAAGAUCUACGUCGGCUCCCGAAGAGCCUCAAGAAGGACCGUGA
Messenger RNA from Echinostoma caproni, 363 nucleotides. The record is from the annotation of a GenBank genome assembly. NCBI's taxonomy places the organism in Eukaryota, Metazoa, Platyhelminthes, Trematoda, Plagiorchiida, Echinostomatidae.